AUGGAGAAGGCCGGGGGGCGCGGCGGCCCGCGGGGGCCCGUGCUGCACAUCGUGGUGGUGGGCUUCCACCACAAGAAGGGCUGCCAGGUUGAAUUCUCAUAUCCUCCCCUGAUCACAGGAGAAGGCCAUGACAGCCACACUUUACCUGAGGAAUGGAAGUAUUUGCCUUUCCUUGCCUUGCCCGAUGGAGCUCACAACUAUCAAGAAGAUACCGUGUUUUUCCACCUGCCCCCCAGAAAUGGUAAUGGAAUGACAGUAUAUGGUGUUUCUUGCUACAGACAGAUUGAAGCCAAGGCACUCAAAGUAAGGCAAGCGGAUGUCACCAGAGAAACUGUCCAGAAAAGUGUCUGUGUUCUGAGCCAGCUGCCUCUCUAUGGUUUACUCCAAGCAAAACUUCAGCUCAUUACACACGCCUAUUUUGAAGAGAAGGACUUUUCCCAAAUUUCAAUCCUGAAGGAGCUCUAUGAGCAUAUGAAUAGUUCCUUGGGAAGAGCUACCAUAGAAGGGUCCCAAGUAUACCUUGGUCUUUCCCCACGAGAUCUGGUCCUUCAAUUUCGACACAAGGUCUUAAUCCUAUUUAAGCUGAUUCUUCUGGAGAAAAAGGUUCUGUUUUAUAUUUCUCCAGUGAAUAGAUUGGUAGGUGCACUAAUGACUGUGUUAUCCCUUUUUCCAGGCAUGAUAGAACAUGGCCUCCGGGACUGCUCCCAGUACAGGCCCCGAAAGAGCCUAUCUGAGGAUGCUGGGCUCCAGCACGCUACCCCUCCUGCAGAUGACUAUGUUUCUGGGUCUGCUUCUGACAUUUCAAAUACAAAUUCAGGAAUGUGCACAAAAAAAGUAUCUGGGAACCAUGGAGGGGAUGCCCCAAAGGCAGAUGGGAGCCUGGCCCAAAUAGCAAAAGAUGCCAGCAGCACACAAGCGUCCAGUAGCUUUGGCCAGCCUGUGAGACUUCCUGUGCAUGUGACCCCCGAGACAUCCGAAAAUGAAUGGGAGACCCUGGACCCUGGCAUCUUAGAGGGCACCAGCGUGAAAGAAAAGGAACAGGUGGAGCAUAAACAGAUACACUUCCUUCCAAGGGACCGUGUACCCUCCGAAAGCCCUCCAAUUACCGUGCAGCCUCAAGCUAACCUGGGGCAGGUGGUAUUCGUGCCAGGACUCAUCUCUGGUUUGGAAGAGGACCAAUAUGGCAUGCCGUUGGCCAUCUUCACCAAGGGCUAUCUCUGUUUGCCAUACAUGGCUUUGCAGCAGCAUCACCUUCUCUCUGAUGUGACCGUUCGAGGAUUUGUUGCUGGGGCAACCAACAUUCUUUUUCGGCAACAGAAACACCUCAGUGAUGCCAUUGUAGAAGUGGAAGAAGCGGUCGUUCACAUCCAUGACCCAGAACUGAGGAAGAUUCUGAGCCCGACCACCGCUGACCUGAGGUUUGCCGACGAUCUGGUGAAGCACGUGGCUGAGAACAGAGAUGACGUGUUCCUGGACGGGACAGGUUGGGAGGGAGGGGAUGAGUGGAUUCGAGCACAGUUUGCGGUCUAUGUGCACGCCCUGCUCGCGGCCUCGCUGCAGUUAGAUAAUGAAAAGAUGCUGUCGGACUACGGGACAGCCUUUGUCGCGGCCUGGAAGAGCACACACAAUUACAGGGUCUGGAACAGCUCCCGACACCCGGCUCUGGCAGAAAUGAACCCAAACCAUCCCUUCCAGGGCCAGUACUCGGUGUCGGACGUGAAGUUGAGAUUCUCCCACUCUGUCCAGAAUAGCGAACGCGGAAAAAAGCUCGGAAAUGCCAUGGUCACGACAAGCCGGAACGUUGUACAAACCGGAAAAGCCGUGGGCCAGUCCGUUGGUGGAGCUCUGUCCAGUGCGAAGACAGCUAUGUCCUUAUGGCUCUCCACUUUGACCCAGUCAACCACACAAGGUCUCACAGACCCACCAGAUGGGAAACAGUGAGUGUGGUGGUCAGAGCCUGCUGGGAGAUUGGAUCUUUCUGCUGCCUUUGGGUCACUGGGUCCACGUGAAGGGAAACCAAUGCGCUGUACUGUUCACCGGCCGAAUAUUGGAAACGUUUGCUCUCUGUAUAUUUUUAAAAUAAUAUAUGUGAGAGUGUGAGUGAAUGUAGCCUAAUUUGGAAGCAUAAAAGAAUGACCAUUAUGAGGUUGCUAUCUAGAAUGUGUGUCUAAAUUGACUACUUUUAUUUAAAUCUGAGCCUUUCUAAUUGGACCAUGUGAUGGUUUUGAUUUUCUGAUUUUGUACAUUUAUUUGUCUAUAGAAGUUUAUGUAAAUUAUAGUUAUGUUUUAUCUUUUGGAUAGACAAAUGCAUAUUAUAAUUUGUUCAUUAAAAAUAACAUCAUAUAUUGAUUCCUCUCAAAUUGGGCCCACAAAUGUUACCUGGCCCUUGGCUUUAUAAGUUUUGAGCCCUUUGCUGUUGGGUUUUGUUUUUCUUACUUUAUUCUAUUCUAAAUUAAUUUAAGCAGAGGUAUAGAUUCAUCAUUACAUGACAAGGGUAUGAAUCUGUUGUUGUUUUCCUGCUCUCAGUUUCCCUUCCCCCAAUUCAAUUACACCUACCCAUUUGCAACUCAAAGAUGAUGGUGGAAAAUGGUGAGGUUUUUAAAGUUAAUCAUCUAAUCCCUGAAAACUUCUUCUAUCCCUGAUGUCCUUCCCAGCCUGGCCCUGCCCUCCUUCCUUUACCUAAUUCAGUCCCAGAAAGUAAGAAGGGCAGGGUUGCAUUUGAUCUGGGAGAUAUUUUUCAAGAUGGCUGCUGUUUGUGUCUUCCCGGCCCUGGCCCUGUUAAAAUCUUCUGCGUCCACGUAUGGAUAUCUGAACUCGGCGCCUUCCGGGCCCUUCCUUGGCACAUUUUGUCUGGUAGGGUUUUCCCCCAGGAUUUUUGUUCUUCACACAGGUGCCUGGCCUUUCUCCCUUCCCAACUGAAAGUCGUUCUCCUUUUCAAUUGUUUCCUCCUUAACAUGUUCUUAGAAGAAAAGCAAAAAGCUCAAUGUAAAAGAGGAGUGCCAUUCCAGUGCAAAUUUGAAUGAUAUUGAUGUUCAAGGGAAGAUAGCAAAGCCGGGGGUAGAAGGGAAGGUCCCCGGCCUCUCACUAAUUGGGCCUGCUGUCAGGUUGUGCAGAGGUAUGUGUGAUGCUAUACUUGCCCCUAAAGGCUUUUACAUCACCUUGUCUGCUUUCCGACUAGCCAGAGGGGCUCUAGGAGAAGGGUUUUCAGGGACCAGGUCUAGUGGACAAGUCGCCUUCCUCAUGUCGACAUUUUAGUAAAACAUCCUGCUUGUCUGUAGUACUACACUAAACAUGUCGUGAGAUCGUGCUUUCCCAGCCCUCUGUUGAAAAGUCAUUGGAUUUUUCAGUUCCUCAGCGGGAGAUUCUCUUGUGUGGAGCCCGUCUCUCAAGGAGGCUAGACUCACGUUGCCCUCUCAGACACGCGAUAACUGUGUCCUGUGCAGGCCACACUGCUUCCUGGACACUCCAUCAAGACCAGGGACGUUCUUCCUGCCCCUCAUAUACUUGGUUACAGGGAGAGACCCCAGGUGUGAGGAUGACGACUGGUGAAGGGAAUGGCAGCCUCCCAGCCUCUGUCUUGUCUCCUCCUUGCAUUGAGGGACGGUCUCUUAUCUGCAGUGACUGUGUGUGUGUGUGUGUGUGUGUGUGUGUGUGUGUGUGUAUUUAUGGGGAUGAAUCUUAGCUCUGCCAUAGUGUGACUUCUUGAUUGGAAUAUGUACCUCAGAGGAACUUUCCGUUAGUAUUUCAGUGAGGAUAGGUCCAGGUCUUUUAAGAAAAGACCAUAACUGAACAUGAGUCACGAACAGAGAAGGAGGUGCUGUGCCGAAUGGAGACAGUAGCUUUGCUCUUGAAUGACUUGUUUCCUCAUCAGGCUUCCACGUACCUUAAGAGAGGAGAGUUUUAACACAAGCAGAUACAGCUCAGGAUCUAGUUUCCGAGUGAAGAUCUUGCCUGUAUCGUUUCACUCCUGGUCUAGGAAAACUAAAAAGCCAUUUUUCCUGUAGCUCUGAAGAUCUAGCAGGGAGCCAGCACAGGGGCCAGUGGCUGGCUCAGGGCCCAGCUUGCAGGUGUAUUGCCAGCAUAGAACUCUCCCCUCACUCCCUGGCCAUCUUUUUGACACUUGUUUGAGGGCAUGUGUUGCAGACCUGGCCAGAAGUACGUAGAGAUUGUGGAUUUUGAGGAGAGCUCAUGAAAUGAGCCUUUGCCUCCUCCUCCAACCAUUGAACAUGGAUGCACACCCUUUCUCCAUCUGUAGUCUGUCCAGAUAGGUGAUGCUGUUGGGACAGUCUGCGUCAUUCCAAAUCAAGCCCUAAGUAGCAAGUGUUUACGUUGACUGGCACACUGGUUAGGAGAGACCAUCCAGUGAGUGCCACACCUUCAAAAGGAAGAUAUUUGACAGUCAAAUUAAGGCUGAUUAUAAUUGUGUAGAAUCCACAAUUCCCCCCCAAAAAAAAUCCUGUAUCAUGUGUGUGUCUAUAUGUUCAGUAUAAUAACUUUGCUCCCCCCAAGCCCAUCUAAUGGGUGAUGUGCCAGUCCCUCAGACUAACUGACAUCCUCCUGCUUUAAAAAAGCCUUCUUUAAAGCAAUACCCAUCCUGCCAUGAUGUGCUUUGAAGGUAAACUGAGCCCAGGAUUCUGUAUUUUCUCAAGGAAACCAGUGUUUAUAACCAUUCCCGUGAUAUUUAUCUUGUGUGACUUCAAAGCGGGGAGCGAGGUUGGAGAACAAGGUUUAUAGAUGCCUGGGUCAGAGUCCACUGAGACCAGUAUUUAAUCGUCUAGCAGGGUUCUUUUGGAGGGAAGCUGGGCAUUAUCAGUGAAUGAUCUGAGUGUUUCAGGUUCCGAAUGAAGAGAGACUGUCCUCUAGGAGUAGAUAGGAGUCUGUCUGGAGAGCUCUUGGGGCUGGUUUGUAUUAAGCAGGGCUUGGCGCUUUUAGCCAUAGUUGCUUUUCUUCAGGCACCCUGCAUUACUGAGGCUGCUGGAGCUGGGAAACCAAGUGCUUAAUUAUUGUCGAGUUUGGGGGCUAAGCAUGCUGGCCCUGGAUCUUUGGGGAUCUCUUGUCCCAGAGACUUGUAAGGAAACUGGACUUUGUGGGGCUAAUGUAGCGUAGAAUCUAAUGACUUCAUCAGUGGGAAAUUGCAGAGGGAAAGGGGGCGACAGUAGCCCUACCAUCCCCUCACCCCUCCCUCACUUGGGGGUUUCAAUCUUCACUUCCUAUUUGGCUUCAUAGGAUUUGGGGCAGAGGCCUGCUUUUGGGGUAUCCUAACCCUUUGACCCACCACACUCUGUCCUUCUACCCAGUCCUCUUGGGACAGACACUUGAGUAGACCAGCAGUGUCUCCCAACACAUGUAGCCUCAAAAUCUCAUGCAAAGCUUGAUCCCAGCAUCCAGCCAGUUACUGGAGGAAUCCUUCUAUGUAGCAUAAUGUAGGAAUGGGAGUUUUCUCAUUCAAAAUCUCCUUACGUAUGUGAUCUCGAAAGGUUCUUUUCCCAACGUUCAACCUUCUAUAAAUAUUCCUUAAGGACAGUGAAGAGAAAUAAAGAUCUGGUCUUCUCGAUAGGCUAGUAGUUGUGUUUUACAAGUGACUUACUGAUAGCAUCAUGAUGCAAAGUUUCCAUCUCUGCUCCCAAACAAGAUAGCGUGCAUGCCCAGAAACUGGUCUGUUUUCUAAAAUGUCAGUGCAUUUAUAUUUUGCAGCACCUCUUUCAAAUUUGCUUUUUUCCUUAUUGGUUAAAGACGGGAGACUCGAUACUGAGAUCAUGUUAGUGGGGCUUGCUUUACCUAGUUCCUUUCCACUUCUCACUGGCCACUGACCUCUCACAUGUAUCGUGAGCUUCUCAGAAUAUUUUUUUACUGCAGGGUUUCACUGUGAUGGCGGGGUGGCAAAAUGUGAUUGAAUUUCUCAGAAGGCUUCCAUGUUUGAAGGGCCAUUUUACGUUGUUUUCUUGAAAUGUUUCAAUAUUUUACAGCUGGACCAAUCAUAUUAAAAAAUCAGACUGUCAA
Messenger RNA from Vombatus ursinus (common wombat), 6000 nucleotides. RefSeq names its product AVL9 cell migration associated (gene AVL9). The coding region runs from base 1 to 1941 and encodes 646 amino acids. NCBI's taxonomy places the organism in Eukaryota, Metazoa, Chordata, Mammalia, Diprotodontia, Vombatidae. The transcript is spliced from 16 exons. Gene Ontology annotation, cellular component: cytoplasm. The record is from RefSeq and is a predicted model, not a curated record.